UCCGUACGUUUUGACGUACAUGACCUGACGUAUGCGGAAUCGAACUUGUAAACAAAAGCGGACACCACUCUGACGAUAUUUGUUUCCUGAGGCAAAAAAACUCAAAACAAAACAUUCUGAGUCAUAUUUUUUUAGAGCACAGACUGUUGAAGAUGUUUGGCAGUGGUUGAUGCGGGCGCCAGCUCGUUCCUAUAAGAAGACAUAUUUUGGUGUUGUAGGCCCGCAGAAACGACUGCAGCCAACAUGUCUAGGAAGCAAACGGCGAAACCUGUGCGGGGCAACAAGAGGAGUGAAGCGGAACGCAAGAGGGAUGAACGGGCGGCACGCAGGGCCAUCGCCAAGGACCGCAAGAACCGGCCUCAGGACGCCGACGAAGGGGCCGAGUUUGUCAGUUUCUCCAAUCAGCUCCAGGCCCUGGGGCUCAAGCUAAGGGAAGUCCCCGGGGACGGGAACUGCCUGUUCAGAGCUCUUGGUGACCAGUUAGAGGGUCACUCCCGGGGACACCUGCGGCUUCGCCAGGAGACUGUCCAGUAUAUGAUGUCCCAUCGGCAAGACUUUGAACCCUUUGUUGAGGACGACGUUCCUUUUUCACAGCACUUAUCCAACCUCUCUCAGCCCGGUACAUUUGCUGGAAACGAUGCAAUCGUGGCUUUUGCUCGCAGUCAACAGGUGAAAGUGGUCAUCCAUCAGCUAAACACAGCACUGUGGGAGAUAAAUGGCGCGGAGAAGGAGGUAUGCAGAGAGCUGCACAUCGCUUACCGCUAUGGAGAUCAUUACGACAGUGUGAGGCGGACUGGAGAUAACUCUGAGAGUCCUGCUCAGCUCCGCAUAGAGAAUCUUCAGAAUUCACAAUCAGGCCAUCAGCGUGAGUUUGGGGAUGGCCAGAGGGACAGACGGAAAAACCCGUCUUCCGUAGCCUCCGAGGAGGACAACGUGAUCCUGAGCUCCAUCAGGAAUCGAGGAAUCCACGGCGACGAGGAGAACCUGCUCCAGCUGAGUGCGGCGACCAUCAACGCCGAAUGGCUCAUCGGCUCCGUGCGGUGCCAGUCCUGCCCGGGCCAGUCCUGCCCGGGCCAGUCCUGCCCGGGCAGGACUGUCCCGGGACAGUGUGCCACAGGAUCCUGCGGAGCUUCAGCCACAAACUGCAGCGAGCACAAACAGCCAGCAGAGGGCAGCAACGUACAAAAGCCAAAGGUAUCUAACAAGCAGAGGAAAGAACAGCAGCGGCAGGAGAAGAAGAAGCGGCAGGAGGAGAGGCAUCGGCAGAAGUUUCUCCAGGGCAAAGAGAGCCAAGACCAGAACCAGAACCAGCCAGAGGCUGUUACUUUAGUGCCAGCUCUCAACACUCUCAGUAUAUAGACCGGAGCACGGCCAACAUCACCUGCUGCUACUCUAGCUGCCGCCGGCUGGCGCUGUUUUGCACAAUCAACUUUUAUUUUGGUCACGGGAUGACUUUUCCUAAAGAUAACCCUAUUUUUUUUGCCAACGGUGUCUCGGUGCCUGCAGACGUGUGUAUGUGUGUGUGAGAGCUGUAAAACAGUGUGAAAGGGAAUGACCUUCAGUGUUUUUCUCUUUUUUCUUCAAUCCCUGGUUGGGUAUGCAGAAGCUCAGAUCUGGUCUACCUACCGCGUUACCCUUUUUCCUUUUUACGGUGGACAUCUUGCUUCAGCUGGGCUCAGUAGGAUGACGUGAGAUUAAUGAUUGUUGUGCACACUGUGUAAGGAAUGUGGCAAUAAAUGAUAAUCAAUGAUU
Molecule: messenger RNA, 1752 nt
Organism: Gasterosteus aculeatus aculeatus (three-spined stickleback)
Lineage: Eukaryota; Metazoa; Chordata; Actinopteri; Perciformes; Gasterosteidae
Gene: otud3
Product: OTU deubiquitinase 3
Biological process (GO): protein stabilization; protein K6-linked deubiquitination; protein K27-linked deubiquitination
Molecular function (GO): cysteine-type deubiquitinase activity
Source: RefSeq, a predicted model, not a curated record